Messenger RNA from Spirodela intermedia, 2214 nucleotides. The record is from the annotation of a GenBank genome assembly. NCBI's taxonomy places the organism in Eukaryota, Viridiplantae, Streptophyta, Magnoliopsida, Alismatales, Araceae.
AUGGAGUCGCCCCUCCCUUCCACGGAGGAGCCUGUGUCUCCCGGCAAGCCUUCUAAGUACCUCAUCUGCCGGCCGGAGAGGGUCGGGAUUCUCGACAUCUUCCGCCUUCUGUUCACUAGUCGGAGGUUCCUCGACUACCAUAGCUUCGUGCAGAGCAGCAGCCCCCCGAUCUCUGCCGAGCUCGAGGCGGCCAUCCCCGAGCCCAACGUCAUUAUCUCUGCCAUGCUGCUGAAGAUCCUCCACGUCCUCAGAAAGCCCCUGGCGCUUCUGGGGAGAAUGGUGGAAUACUGCCUCAACCUCCUCUGCCUCAACGGCGGCUACAUGGGCUUCCUCAGGAACAUCGUCACAGGUUGUUCUCUUUCUCUUCGCCUGAGGAUCCUGUCCAUUGUGCUUGUGGAGAAGGGUCUUCUUCUUUCUCGGCUAACCAUUCUUCCCUCGGCGGAUGCCUAUUGCGAGCGACCAUGCAGUGAACGUGACUUUUCCCGACAAAGGAGCGCCGAGCUACCGUUCGAUCAUCAGCCUCGUGGACGGGCGGCUCGAUCUCUACAGAAAGCCCUCCCCCAAGGAGUACCUCCCACUUCUGGAUCUGCAGGAGCUGGGGGACGACGUCACUCCCUUGGACCUGACCACCAUGGCCUCCAAGAUCGCCUACGAGAACCCCGCCUAUAUCAGGGAGGCCGUCGACAGUCACCUCAAGGUUGUCUUCAUUCCAGCUUCCCUGUCCGUUCCGUUUUCUGCGCCGCCUGCGAUGGGUUCAAGCAGCACGUCGAAGCUCUCUUUCUUAGCCUAAUCUGACCAAUUUUCCGCGUCUCGUUCCGCGCAGAUGAACUUCGUAGAAUUCUUCAACUGCUGGAACAGUAAGUACCCAUCGACACUGCUGGUUGUUCUUAUCCAACAUGAGGGACGGCGACUUGCCCGCUCAUCAAUUCAUCUCAGCCAAGGUUUCUUUUUAGUUUAGUUUACGGCCUGUGGGAUUUUCCCUCAGUGAAGGAGACAUCUCUACAUUCUUCCCGUUCCGCACACCAAGCUUUAAGAGAGAUCAAGUCAUCCUCCUUCCCCUCCUCCUCCAAAGGGAAACAAGGCCCGACUCUUGAAUCACCUUCUUUCUCAUUACGCCGGGACGUGCGGGACAUGAAACCGUAGGAGAGUGAUGAUGGCGGCGGGCAUGAAAACCUUAAGAGUAGUGAUAACAACGAUAAAUGGAUAAUUACAAUGGGUGAUGCAUGCAGAGUUCCUUGAAGCCAAGUCGACCCAGGCUUUCGUCUUCACCGACAAGAAGGAGGACGCGAGGUGGAUCUUCCUCGUCUUCCGUGGGACAGAGCUCUUCGACGCCAUGGACUGGUCGGCCGACCUCGACAUCUCCCGCAUCCACAUCAACGACAAGAUGGGCAGCGUCCAUCUCGGCUUCAUGAAGGCCCUCGGCCUCCAGGACGAGACCGAUUUCGCCAAGGGCUUCCCCAUAGACGAUGCAGGAACAGAAGACAAGCCGCUCGCCUACUACGCCAUUAGAACUGCGCUUUCCAAGCUGCUGGAGGAGCACCCGCGGGCGACCAUCCUCCUCACCGGGCACAGCCAGGGCGGCGCCCUGGCGGUGCUCUUCUCGGCGCUGCUCGCCUACCACGGCCGGCGGGACUUGCUGGAGAGGAUCGAAGGGGUGGUGACGCACGGCCAGCCCAGGGUGGGAGACAGCACCUUCGCCGCCUACAUGGACUCCAUGGUUAGCCUCAAGUACUACCGGACGGUCUACCGCCACGACAUCGUGCCCCGCAUCCCCUUCGACCAGCCGCCCAUCUUCAACUUCAGGCACUUCGGCGUCUGCAUCUACUACGAGGGAUGGUACACCCGCAAGGUACGUCGCACCUGCUCACCAUGAGCGUUCAGAUAAGCCGACGGCGGCGGCGCCGUCUUCGUCCCCGUUCUCACGUGGUGGUUGUCAAAAUGUGCAUGAAGAUGGCCGGCGACGACGAGCCCAACCCCAACUUCUUCGAUUGGUCCUUCCUGGGGGAGAUGUUCCGAGGCUCGUGGGACGACCUGUCGGACGCCCUCGACGCCGCGAAGAAGGAAGGGAAGGAGUUUGAGGAGGGAUGGAUCUCGCUCUUCCUUCGGCUGUACGGUCUCACCUUCCCCGGGAUGGCCUUCCACAGCCCCCGCGACUACCUCAACGCCGCCAGGCUAUCCAAGGUCGCCAUCAAGGACGACGCAGACCUCCUCUGA